AUCAAAAUUGUGAAGUUCAUUCCAUAGGCUACUUUUAGACCAUUAGUAAACAAGGCCUAAAUUUUGAUAGUUUCUAUAAGGUCUUCUUUAUGCCUACAUCUUUAAUUUCUUAAAGAUCUUUAAUCUUUUCAUUUUUGCCUUCACCCAUUUUGCUCAAGUUCUAUUUUAUUUAAUUAACAGAAGAAUGGCUACAUUUCCCAUCUCUUUGUAGGCUAUGCACAGUGAAAAGAUCGUUAGGACCAAAACUGCACGAUAUUUGGUUAUUUCUACAUAUCAGACACUUCAGUUUUCCUUCAGCUUCUGGCAGUACUUCUUUUAGGGCUGCCUGCUAACCGAUUGGUUCGCUUUGCCACAUGACGCCCAGUAUAUGGCCCGCCCGUCAGCAUCUCCAAGGCAGAAACCGCCGCGGAGCGCAAACCUACUAUCAACUAUGGAUAUGUGUCCUAAGGCAAAGAUCAGAACAAACUACCUCUAUAAGUGUUAAGAUUUCGGUUUGACAAAUUAAUUGUCAAAUGUAAAGAAUUUGAAUUCAUUUUAAGAGGCUACGACAAUUAAGUUACUUCAGUUUAUUGUUUGUCCUGCAAGAUGACCGCUGUUCUGGAUAGCCUUGGCUCGGAUAUGCAUACAAACCAUAUAACCUCGAGCAGCUUCAGUACCGUUCACAAGUCGCAGGAUUCCCCUACAUUACCCGUGUCAUCGGUGACCGACAGCAGCUUCUACAGCAGUCCACAGAGCGGUCACUGCGCAGGAACCGCGUACGCGCAACUGGCCUCUUAUUCCUAUCAUCCUGGUGUAGUGGGUAAUGUUCACUACAGCCCAAAAGCUCACGAUUUAGGUUAUGCCUCUUCCUAUGGCGCAUAUGGAACAUAUGGACCCAGUUCUUCACCCACACCAACCGAACCAGAGAAAGAGGAAAGUGAACCGGAGGUGCGCAUGGUGAAUGGAAAACCAAAGAAAGUUCGCAAACCACGAACCAUCUACUCUAGUUUCCAGCUGGCAGCUCUCCAGCGCAGAUUCCAGAAGACCCAGUAUCUCGCGCUCCCAGAACGCGCCGAACUGGCGGCGUCUUUGGGCCUCACGCAGACCCAGGUGAAGAUAUGGUUUCAGAAUCGACGCUCAAAAUUCAAAAAGCUGUGGAAAAACGGCGAGAUUCCACCAGAGCAGCAGGUUGCCUCCGGUGACUCUCCCUCAAGCACUCCACCACAAACAGGUUGGGAUUUCGCCCCGAAUCAAGGACCGAACGACGGGGACACAGUUUCAGAGCAGCCCACGGGUCCACCAAACACCACUGUCCCAUCGUUCUUGACAAACUAUUCAUGGCAUUCAUCCACGAACACUGUUACACAUCUACAACCCAGUACCUUGAUACAACCUCAUCACAACUCUGCAAUGAGUGCAGGGACCAUAUUCUAACAGAGGACUAAAAUGGCCGAGUACACCUGUUGUAGGAGGAUGAUAUAUAUAUAUAUAUAUAUAUAUAUAUAUAUAUAAACUUGUCACUGGACUUGUAUCUUAGAAGAACAUUCAUUUUUAAAUAUAUUUUCAGGCUGAGUUUGCUAAAGAUGUUUGCUGUGGAAUUCUUUCGCGCAACGAAUGCGCUCAAGCAACAUAUCAACGCACACUAAAUUAUUUUUCUAUUUAUUUAUUUGUUCUUGUUAUUAGUCAAAUUGAAAAGGGGUAAACAGAUAGGUAUCCUUCAUAUUCCAAGUGCAAACGGGUAGCUAUUUAUUGUGUUGUAGGCCUACGUUUCAGGAUAUAUUAGGUUUAAUGAUAAAUCUAUUAACAAUGCUUCUACAACCUGCAUUCAUAAAUAAAUGUGCGUAUUACUACCAAGUAACGUUUAAUUCUUUCAUUGCCCAUGAAUUCUGUGACUACGUGUUCUUCAGGUUUUGCUCUGUAUAAAAUUCACUAUAUUGUAAAUGUAUCUGGAGUUGACAUGUAAAGUGUGUGGUAAUAUUUCCACGUUCUUUAUUUGUGAUGAUAAAUGCAUUUUCUUCUUGAAAUUGCUCGUGUGGAGGAACGGCCUCGUGAAAUUGUGUGGACGCUCACAGAAAAUAAAUAGUACAUAGGCUUGUAGCAUAACAUCCAGAAA
Molecule: messenger RNA, 2092 nt
Organism: Myxocyprinus asiaticus (Chinese sucker)
Lineage: Eukaryota; Metazoa; Chordata; Actinopteri; Cypriniformes; Catostomidae
Product: homeobox protein Dlx2b
Exons: 3
Coding region: 586-1413 (275 amino acids)
Biological process (GO): negative regulation of transcription by RNA polymerase II; cell differentiation; embryo development
Molecular function (GO): DNA-binding transcription factor activity, RNA polymerase II-specific; RNA polymerase II cis-regulatory region sequence-specific DNA binding
Source: RefSeq, a predicted model, not a curated record